AUGUACAAAGCUGACGUUAGUUUUUUUCCGGUCUUUCUUUUCUCCGCGAUUUUUGUCAGUUCUACAAUAUCUUUUCAUAUCUAUCUAUCUAUCUAUCUAUCUAUCUAUCUAUCUAUCUAUCUAUCUAUCUAUCUAUCUUGCCUCAUUCUAUUCCGAUCUAUCUAUCUCAGUCUGGUCCUAUCUAUCUAUCUAUCUAUCUAUCUAUCUAUCUAUCUUGCCUCAUUCUCUUCCGAUCUAUCUAUCUCAGUCUGGUCCUAUCUAUCUAUCUAUCUAUCUAUCUAUCUAUCACAUUCUGUUGAUAUCUAUCAUCAUUCUGUUCUAUCUAUAUCUAUCUAUCUAUCUAUCUUGCCUCAUUCUCUUCCGAUCUAUCUAUCUCAGUCUGGUCCUAUCUAUCUAUCUAUCUAUCUAUCUAUCUAUCUAUCUAUCUAUCUAUCACAUUCUGUUGAUAUCUAUCUAUCUAUCUAUCUAUCUAUCUUGCCUCAUUCUAUUCCGAUCUAUCUAUCUCAGUCUGGUCCUAUCUAUCUAUCUAUCUAUCUAUCUAUCUAUCACAUUCUGUUGAUAUCUAUCUAUCUAUCUAUCUAUCUUGCCUCAUUCUAUUCCGAUCUAUCUAUCUAUCUUAGAUAUAUAUCUAAAUAG
This is a messenger RNA of Acanthosepion pharaonis, 636 nucleotides long. The record is from the annotation of a GenBank genome assembly. NCBI's taxonomy places the organism in Eukaryota, Metazoa, Mollusca, Cephalopoda, Sepiida, Sepiidae.